AAUUCGGUGGUCUUCAGUCUCUCUCUCCACUUCUAAUUUCUAUGACCUCCACUGAUCCUCAUUCCUCCUAAUAAACCAACCAAACCAGUGUGAUUUUGUGUGCGAGAGAGAAACACACACAAUAAGGAAAAAUGUUGAGUGCAGUUUCUCCUACUCGUGUUCUUCAAUCUCCAUUCGUAUACUGCCCUCUCAAGCUCUCUUCUUCUUCUUCUUCUUCUUCUUCUUCUUCUGUCUCCUUUAAGUCCGCAAGAAAUCAACGGUCACCAGUGUCUUAUCCAUGUAUCAGAGCUAUUGAUCUUGAUCAAAACACGAUAGUGGCAAUAUCAGUAGGGGUUAUGAGCAUUGCUAUUGGGGUUGGAAUUCCAGUUUUCUACGAAACCCAAAUUGAUAAUGCAGCAAAGCGAGAGAAUACCCAGCCAUGCUUCCCCUGCAGCGGGUCUGGUGCUCAGAAGUGCAGAUUUUGCAUGGGAACUGGCAGUGUGACAGUGAAUCUUGGUGGGGACGAGAAAGAAGUCUCACGAUGCAUUAAUUGUGACGGUGCUGGUAAUUUGACGUGCACCACCUGUCAAGGCUCUGGAAUUCAACCUAGAUACCUUGAUCGCAGAGAAUUCAAAGAUGAUGAUUAGUGAUGGAUUCUGGACUCAAGUUGCGGACUAUUUAAUUCAAUUGUGAAAAAGCUGAGGAACCAACACGCCUUUGUAAAACACCUUCCCCACAUAUGUUCAAUUUCUCCCUUCCCCCCUCAAAUUGUCAAAUUCUUUCUGAUGCCUUUAUAUUAUGUAUGAUUCAACCAGCAAUACACAUCCUUUUUUGUAACAAUUGAUUUGUGGAUUUUUGACUGA
Molecule: messenger RNA, 842 nt
Organism: Cornus florida
Lineage: Eukaryota; Viridiplantae; Streptophyta; Magnoliopsida; Cornales; Cornaceae
Product: protein SPA, chloroplastic
Exons: 5
Coding region: 132-626 (164 amino acids)
Source: RefSeq, a predicted model, not a curated record